Molecule: messenger RNA, 5820 nt
Organism: Oryctolagus cuniculus (rabbit)
Lineage: Eukaryota; Metazoa; Chordata; Mammalia; Lagomorpha; Leporidae
Gene: HEPACAM2
Product: HEPACAM family member 2
Biological process (GO): centrosome cycle
Cellular component (GO): centrosome; Golgi apparatus; spindle
Source: RefSeq, a predicted model, not a curated record
AAGAGUUAAUUUAGUAAAGGCAGUUGGUGAUUAAUAUUGAUCUAAAUGGUGUUAAGGGAGCCUCAUAACUUCCAUAUUACUUUCCAAAUUGUAUUGUGCAAUCCAGUAUUAACUGACUUGCAUUUUCAAGUUUAUGUAUUCAUUUUCAUUUAAUUUCAAAGGCUAUGAGACAUAAAGAAAAAGAGACAAGGAAAAAGAUCCCUCAUCUACUUGUUCACUCCCCAAACUGCCACAACAGCUGGGGCUGGGCCAGCACAAAGCCAGGAGUCGGAAAUUCAACCCAGAUUUCUCACUUGGAUGGCAAGGACUCAAGUGCUAGAGCCAUCAUCUGCUGCCUCCCAGGUUGUGUAUACAGGUAUCCGGAAUCAGGAGCAGAGCUGGAACUCAAACCCAGGCACUCUGAUAUAGGAUGUGGGAGUCCGGAGCAGCUUCUUACCUGCUAUGCCAAACACUUGCUCCUCUGUGCCUUUCUUGAGAAUCAGGAGGCACAGGUGGAAGAACAUCUGCAGUUGUUUCUGGGGGAACAACUUAACAAAAGUACUAGUUAUGCACCAAGGACCCCUAAGUAAAUAAGACUGCUCUCUGUAUUCAAGGAGCUCAAAGGGAAAAUGAACACACAGUAAAGUAAAUCAAGGUCAAUGAGAUAAGAGAUGCAAUAGACAUAUGUUCAAGAUUUAAAACAGGACAGAGGCAGUGUGGUGGGGUCUUACCCGGGUGUGGGAUGAGCCCUGGCCCUUUGUCUACAGCAUGGAGAGAUGAUACAGUGACCCACCUCUGAAGAGGAUGCAGCUUCCCAGUAGUCACUCACUUUCUUUGCCUGAAGAAGCCUUUCUAGACCAUUUGGGAGCCUUGAUACAAAGAGUGUUUCCAAACUUGGAUCUCAAAAUAGCUAGCAUUCUUUCUUGACUUGAAUUAUGCUUGAGGAAUAAUCUCCCUUCUCCCAGCAGGACUGGACUUCAGUGGGCCUAAAAACUGAUUUAUGCAAGCAGUUCGCCUGAUCUGAUGCAGACUUGGUUAUAAACUUUCCAUUUUAGGAGUGGAAGUCUCUGACCAGACCCUUGUUGCAAAUAAGGGUUAACUUAUAACUUUGUAAAUCAAGCAGAAGUGUUCAGGUGACCUGCUGCCAUGACAAUGAAGAGGCCAGGCUAGAACACCAUAGCUCCAACACCUCGCUGGAGGCAGUAUCUUUUCUGCAUCAUUGGUUCACUUCCUCUGUGCUUCAGUUGUGAAAAUGUGGCCCCAGUAUUACCUGUUGACAUCGGCUUUUAAUUAUAGUAACAGUUCCACUUGGAAACACACUUGUGAUUUACUUUUCAUAGUGUGAUCAAUCCAUAGAUUCAAUGAAACCAUCAUAGUCAUUCGUAAUAGAGAAUACUGCAUAGGAGAAUGUAUCUGUUAAGGUACUCUGGUGCUGUUUUAAUUCUUUGGUGUAAUUUUUAAAGAUUAUUUAUUUGAGAGGUAGAGUUAUAGAGAGAUGGAAAGACAGAGAUAAAGUUCUUCCACCCUCUGGUUCACUCCCAAAAUGAUUGCAAUGGCUGCAGCUGAACCCAUCCAAAGGCAGGAGCUAGGAACUUCUGGGUCUCCGGUGCAGGGGUGCAGGGGCCCAAGCACUUGGGCCACCUUCUGCUGCUUUCCUAGGCAGCUGGAUCAGAAGAGGAGUAGCCAAGACACAAACCAGCGCCCAUAAGGGAUUCCAGUGCCUCUGGCGGAGGCUUAGCCUACUACACCACAGAGCUGGCCCUUUCUUUGAUAUAAUUUUUAUGUCACUUAGUUUGUGAAGCUUUCUAAAUGUUUAGCACAGACAUACAUACUUUUAAAUUUCAUUUAAAAAACACUCAUUUCAAACUAAUAGCAUAGUUAUUGCAUAAGAGGAAACUAAGCUUUUGUUCAUAAAUUUCACAAUAUUCCCUCCUUCUGAAAAUGUACUUUCUUCCAAUACGGUCUCCUAAAUGGAUGUUUUCCUUCAUGUGAUUAUUAGGAACCACAAAUAACAUAAAAUGCACUGACAGUUGCUUAUUAACGCCAAGAAACUACUCUGAAAGUCGUAAGCCUGUAUUCUUGCGGAGCGUGUAACAGGUGUUCCUCUCCCUGUGUCCUUUGUAUACACAUUCAUUCUGUAUUCAAAUCAGAGAAGCAAAGGCAGGGUAGGGUCUGUUGCCUCACUACUGAUUUCCCUAGCAAAUAAGCCAGCAGCUGCCAGUCCAAGAACCACGUUCUCACCAAGGACAAGGCGCUGCGUGCAUGGGACAGGAUGCUUUCAUGGAGCCCUUCAGCGGCAAGGUUGGCAGCGUUCAGUGCAAAAUAUUCCUCCUUCUCUUAGCAGGUGUUUGCUCAGGACUGAAGGUGACGGUGCCAUCACACACAGUCCAUGGCAUCAGGGGUCAGGCCCUCUACCUACCUGUGCACUACGGCUUCCACACUCCAGCUUCUGACAUUCAGAUCAUUUGGCUGUUCGAGAGACCCCACACGAUGCCCAAAUACUUGCUGGGCUCUGUGAAUAGAUCUGUGGUUCCCGACCUGGAAUACCAGCACAAGUUCACCAUGAUGCCACCCAACGCGUCUCUGCUCAUCAACCCACUGCAGUUCACGGAUGAAGGCAAUUACAUCGUGAAGGUCAACAUCCAGGGAAACGGAACUCUGUCUGCUAGUCAGAAGAUACAAGUCACCGUUGAUGAUCUCAUCACCAAGCCAGUGGUGCAGAUUCACCCUUCCUCUGGGGCCGUGGAGUAUGUGGGCAACGUGACCUUGACAUGCCAGGUGGCAGCUGGCACUCGCCUGGCUUACCACUGGCUGAAAAAUGGGAAGCCCGUGCGCACCAGCGCCACCUACUCCUUUUCUCUCCAAAACAACACCUUUCAUAUUGCUCCAGUGACCAAGGAAGACAUCGGGAAUUACAGUUGCCUGGUGGAGAAUCCCGUCAGUGAGAUGGAAAGUGACAUCGUUACACCAACCAUAUACUAUGGGCCUUACGGACUUCAAGUUAAUUCUGAUAAAGGGCUAAAAGUGGGAGAAGUGUUUACUGUUGACCUGGGAGAAGCCAUCCUAUUCGAUUGCUCUGCUGACUCCUAUCCCCCCAACACCUACUCCUGGAUCGGGAUGACUGACAACACAACGUAUUUUAUUAAGCAUGGGCCUCGCCUAGAAGUCGCAUCUGAGAAAGUAGCCCAGAAGACAACUGACUACGUUUGCUGUGCUUACAACAAUAUAACUGGAAGGCAAGACGAAACUCAUUUCACAGUUAUCAUCACUUCCAUGGGACUGGAGAGGUUUGCACAGAAAGAGAAAUCGUUGUCCCCAUUAGCAAGUAUAACUGGGAUCUCACUAUUUCUGAUUAUAUCCAUGUGUCUUCUUUUUCUAUGGAAAAAAUAUCAACCCUACAAAGUUAUAAAACAGAAGCUAGAAAGCAGGCCAGAAACGGAAUAUAAGAAAGCUCAAACAUUUUCAGGCCAUGAAGAUGCACUGGACGACUUCGGGAUAUAUGAGUUUGUUGCCUUUCCGGAUGCCUCUGGUGUUCCCAGGAUGCCAAGUAGGUCUGUCCGAGGCUCUGAGGGCGUAUCAGGGCAAGACUUGCACAGCACCAUUUAUGAAGUUAUUCAGCACAUCCCUGCCCAACAGCUAGAUCACCCUGAGUGAGCUGUCAUGGGCAAAGCAGUAUGCUGGAAUGAAAUACUGAAGGGAAAAUAGUGGAAAUUUGAGAAAAACAGUGGCAACAAAUAUCCAUCUGGAAUCAGUGAAGAAGUCAAGUCCACAUCUUCUUACUCAUCACUUCUUUGAAAUUCAGAGUAGAGACUUUUAUACAAGUGGGACUGCAGGUUUCCAGUCUGCAAAUACUGUCUUGUGCAACAGAGGAAUGUGAGACAUGCCCACUAGGAGGGAGAAAGCUCUACUCUACUUUCACUUUCAGAAACAUUGACACUCUCCUAUCUCAACCAUAUUUGUAAGCUUUUUUUCAGCAGACUUUGUUUUAUAACUCUCAUUCCUGGUAAGCUUUCCAAAUAUUUUUUCUUUUAUGAAUUUCUUUCUUGUUAUUUGUACCACAAAAUAAUGAUGGUUGUCACAAAAGUAAGACUAUGUCUUUUCCUUGAUUAUCAAUCACCAAUGGUAAUUGCAAAAAGACUCAUAAAUGCUUAAGGAAAUGAUGUAAGCUUUAUUUUUAUUUUUGUCCAAGAAAAGAUAACAAGUAAGUUAUUCUGUUUUUGCUUUUAUGUGACCUUGUUUGUUUUAGAGAAUAAAAUAUUACAUAAAAGUCAGAUCAUAGAAUUAGAUUUUUUAACCUUAUUUCCCAAUAUGCAACAAAGCAGAGAUAAAACUAUUAAAAUGAAAAUUUUGCUGCCUUGUGGCCUAUUAUUUUGAAUAGAAAAAGGAAGUUGAAGAAUAGAGUCUCUUUUUUUAAAUGUUUCAAGCAAACCACUGUAUUUGCACUGCCCCUCUCAGGUUUCCAUAGAAAGCACAAGGUGAAAAACAGAUUAAGUCAGAUAAUUUCUUUUUAGUCUUUUCUAUCACCGUUAUAUAUUUUUCUUCUGGAAAAGUCCUACCACACAGUUUGUCUUUCCAUUUUGCUGCUUUAUCUAAUUAGAAAAUGAAUCGAUGCUCAUUGUAAAAAUACAUGUAUACCUGGAAAUGCAGAUGACUUGCUGCUGUAAGAUAACCAAAAUCACUUGUAAUUUUACCUCUCUGAAAUAACCUGCUAACAUCCCCCCAGAGUGUUACCUAUAUGAGUAUUCACACUCCAUCCAGCUCAGGAAAGGAUUUAGGAUAGCUCAUAAAACGCAUAAUAUAACAAGAUAGACUAUGUCCAAAAAACCAGCUUGGUAAGAAAAACACGGUGAGGGAACGAGAGACACCGUGAAAGCACAAAUGAGGUGAAUAUCCAGUGAGGUGAAUUCCCCUUCAUUGUGGGUGUUGUUUUCCACCCCCGAGAUCAUGUGGCAAAUGCAAGUGAGCAUCCAUAUAGGAGCUUCUGAGCUGAAUGCAAUUUGUGACAGUGCCGGAGAAAUGCAGCAACCCCACUGCAGGGCUCGGAGCCAGCCGGUCCAUCUGUGCAAUUCUGCAGCCACCCCAGCUGCCCCCAGCCCUUCCCUGCUGCUGCGCUGGGCUGUCCUCUCUGCUCUCAGUGGGCACACCUCGCUGCAAUGAACUAGAGCUGCGUCUUGGACUUCCCUUCCUAAACCUAGCCCUAAAACACUAAUGCUCUAUCAUCAACAGCCUUUCUUGGAAAGGUAAUCACCACAGGAUUCACAAAUCAAAACCCUAUAAAAAGUGGACACCCAGGUGAUGUGCUUAUGAGGUUUGGGUUUUGAUUUGGGGUUUGGCUGUUUGUGUAUCCCCCAGACUUUCUCACUACAAACCACAAGAAAUAUAAAUAUGGAUUGUUUUUUUCAAAUUCACUUUUCAAUUGCUUCUCACUCUUCUUAUUUCUGUAUCUCUCUCACACACACAUACACACAAAUACAGACUGCCUUAAUGCAUGGUUCCACUCAGAAGGCAAGGAGUCGCUGAAGGGGAAAAUGUGAAAGGACCUAGAAUCCAAUUAACUUUGGCCAUCAUUGGUGUGAGCACUGGGUGACUCACUGCUUUUUAAGUAAAUUAGGAUGAAAUCUCAUAAAUUAAUCAAGGUCUCCAAAAGAAGUGAUGAACCAAAACUCAGAUGUUCACCUAAUUAAUAAAUUAAUCUUUAAAAACUGGCCUAGAGUUCUUUGCUUAUUACUAAAUGCAAUCUUAGCUAUUGCUGCUUCUUAACCUUAUGUUACCAUUUGUAACUAGGAAUAGAAUUGUAUUCCUAGUGCUUAUUAUUUUUAAGGACUAUGUCCUACAGACAGA